UUAAAAUACAUAAAAGGUCUGCCAAAUGAUGUAUCGAUAAAGUGAAAAACUAAACGUUGCCUAAUAUUGUAAAAUCGUUUUUUAAAUUAUUUCGUGUGAUACUAUUGUUUUAUUUUUAUUGAACUAUAAAACGUAUUUUUACGCAUGUUAUCUCUAAAUUAAAAUUACUAUUUAAAAUAGUUAUCAGUUUUUGAUUUUAGUUCGGAAUAUUAACAUAUUUAUUUAAAUUUCUUCGUUAAAAAGUUUGGUAAUGAAAAUGAAGUAUAUUUGUGCUGAUAACAAAUCUAAAUAGACACAAACUAAAAAAUGAAAAUACUAACGUCGCAAAUUAAACACAUUGUUCAUUGUUGUGCCUUUUUUGCGCUGUUGGCUUUUACUUAUACAUUUAUAACACAACCUACAACCAACAUCGAUCCUUGGAAAGAGUAUGGUUAUAUACCAUCCAUAGUUUUUUACAUAUUAAGUGGUUUACCGUUAUUGGGUCUUCCUCAGCUGCUGUUUGUGAUAAUAGGGCUUUUGUACUUUAACCAAUUUAGGGAAAACUUAACGUUAAAUGGACCCCUUCUUGAAGCACCGUUUUUGUGUUUUAGAGUUGUCACAAGGGGAGAUUAUCCUGAACUGGUAAAAAACAAUGUAAAACGUAAUUUAAAAAAAUGUCAAUCACUUGGGUUAGAGAACUUUUAUUUUGAGGUAGUAACAGAUAGUGCUACGGGUAUGAUCAAAGAAAACAAAAUAAGGGAGAUUGUUGUUCCAAAGAAUUACAACACUGCGUCUGGUGCUCUAUAUAAGGCAAGGGCUUUGCAAUAUGCUUUAGAAGAUAAAGUCAAUAUAUUGGAGAAUGAAAACUGGGUUGUCCAUUUAGACGAAGAAACGGUACUCACUGAAAGUUCAAUUAUAGGAAUUGUUAAUUUUGUCACAAAUGGAAAAUACGAACUUGGACAAGGAGCAAUUACGUACGCUGACGAAGAAAUCGUAAACUGGCUUACAACCCUCAUAGAUAUUUCACGGGUCUCUGACGAUUUGGGGAAUUUGCAGUUUCAGCUGGCAAUACUGCAUAGACCCAUUUUUGCUAUUAAAGGAUCUUUUCUUGUAGUAAAGUAUGGAGUCGAAAAAGAUGUAACAUUUGAUCAUGGUACUGAAGGUUCUAUUGUCGAAGAUAACUUUUUCGCAAAUAUUGCUGUCACGAAAGGCUACAAAUUCAACUUCAUCCAAGGCGUAAUGUGGGAAAAAUCACCGUUUAGCCUUAGUGACUGCAUAAAACAAAGGACACGUUGGAAUCAAGGAGUACAUCUACUUUUGGAUUCUUCGAAGAUCCCACUAAAAAAUAAAUUUUUGCUAUUCUUUUCAUAUUAUGCUGUUUUAACAACUCCUUUUUCAAUAGUUUAUUAUUUACUAUCACCACUUUAUCCCAUACCAAUGAGCCCCAUUGUAAAUCUUUUGAAUGCUUUCAUACUUGCUGCUUGCUGUUAUAGUAAUAUAUUUGGUGCUAUUAAAUCAUUUAGCAUAGAAAGAUUUGGUACAUUUAAAGUCAUUUUACUCACAACUAUAUCUUACAUUUUGUUGCCGGUUUUAGGUGUACUUCAGAGUUGCGUGGCCUUACAAAGUUUAUUUGGGAAGAAAAAUCAAUUUUAUAUAGUCGAUAAGAAUUUUAAAGAGAAAGCAAUGUUGCAAACAGUGUAAUACCUUAUAAAAUAAACAAAUAAUGUGUACAUAUUAAAAUUAUUAUCCAUCAAUCUUA
Messenger RNA from Diabrotica virgifera virgifera (western corn rootworm), 1738 nucleotides. RefSeq names its product beta-1,4-mannosyltransferase egh-like. The record is from RefSeq and is a predicted model, not a curated record. The transcript has 4 exons. NCBI's taxonomy places the organism in Eukaryota, Metazoa, Arthropoda, Insecta, Coleoptera, Chrysomelidae. The coding region runs from base 307 to 1680 and encodes 457 amino acids. Gene Ontology annotation, molecular function: beta-1,4-mannosyltransferase activity. Gene Ontology annotation, cellular component: cytoplasm.